Molecule: messenger RNA, 6486 nt
Organism: Doryrhamphus excisus (bluestripe pipefish)
Lineage: Eukaryota; Metazoa; Chordata; Actinopteri; Syngnathiformes; Syngnathidae
Gene: cluha
Product: CLUH binding protein of NUMT mRNA a
Biological process (GO): intracellular distribution of mitochondria; organelle organization
Cellular component (GO): cytoplasm
Molecular function (GO): protein binding; mRNA binding
Source: RefSeq, a predicted model, not a curated record
GUGGGCGGGGCCAAACAACGCAAAGGCAAAGAGGUCAAGAGGAGGAGAGACGAAAAGCACGUGUGCCCCAUACAGCGUUGUCCUUCCUGAGCACAUUUGUUUAUCUAAGCCUGUCUUCUGCGCAUGUAGCCAGCUAACCAGCCUUUGCACACCUAACCCAUACUCAACCAAUAUACUUUUCUCCCGACUGGAAACAUGGUGAGCAAAACGGAUGACAUCCCGGUGUGUCCAGCUGAACUUGCGGACGAAGCCGGGGAUGGUGCUCAGGACGCCAAUGGAGGAAGCAGGACACAUCUGAAGGAGUCGUGCGGCUGUGUACACAGUGCAGACACAGCCAUGGUGAAUGGUGGAGGGGCACACGAGCCCGUGGAGGAGGUGGAAUCGAAGCAGGAUGGGCACAGCGAGGCUAAUGGGAUUGACGAGUCCAACGAACAGGAGGUGAUAGUUAUCCAGGACACCGGCUUCACUGUAAAGAUCCAGGCACCAGGAGCCGAGCCCUUUGACCUCCAGGUGUCUCCCCAGGAGAUGGUGCAGGAGAUCCAUCAGGUAUUGAUAGACAGAGAAGACACCUGUCACCGCACCUGCUUUUCACUGCAGCUGGACGGAAAUGUGCUGGCCAACUUUGCUGAGCUCAAGUCCAUUGAAGGCUUGCAGGAAGGAUCGCUGCUCAAAGUGGUGGAAGAGCCAUACACGGUGCGUGAAGCCCGGAUCCACGUGCGUCACAUCAGAGAUCUGUUGAAGAGUCUGGACCCCUCAGACGCCUACAAUGGAGUGGACUGCAACUCUCUCUCCUUCCUCAGUAUCUUCACAGAUGGAGACCUUGGAGAAAGUGGCAAGCGGAAGAGAAAGGGCAGUGAGCUGGAGCAGAUUGACUGCACCCCGCCAGAGCACAUCCUGCCUGGCAGUAAAGAUCGACCCCUGGUGCCCCUUCAGCCACAGAACAAGGACUGGAAGCCGAUGCAGUGCCUGAAGGUCCUGACCAUGAGUGGUUGGAACCCUCCCCCCGGUAAUAGGAAGAUGCACGGUGACCUCAUGUAUCUGUACAUCGUGACAGUAGAGGAGCGCCACGUCAGCGUCACCGCCUCUACACGCGGCUUCUACCUCAACCAGUCAACUACCUACACUUUCAAUCCGAAACCAGCCAACCCGAGUUUCCUGAGCCAUUCUCUGGUGGAAUUGCUGAGCCAGAUAAGCCCUGCCUUUAAAAAGAACUUCACUGCCCUGCAAAAGAAAAGAGUCCAGAGGCAUCCAUUUGAGAGAAUAGCCACACCAUUCCAAGUGUACAGCUGGACAUCCCCACAGGUAGACCACGCCAUGGAUUGUGUACGAGCAGAGGAUGCCUACACCUCCCGCUUGGGUUAUGAGGAACAUAUACCUGGACAGACUAGAGAUUGGAAUGAAGAACUUCAGACGACAAGAGAGCUUCCUCGGAAGAACCUGCCUGAGCGCCUGCUGAGGGAACGAGCCAUUUUUAAGGUCCACAGUGACUUUGCAGCAGCGGCCACUCGCGGUGCCAUGGCCGUCAUCGAUGGCAACGUAAUGGCCAUCAACCCCGGCGACGAAACACACAUGCAGAUGUUCAUCUGGAACAACAUCUUCUUCAGCCUGGGCUUUGACGUGAGGGACCAUUAUCGCGAGCUGGGAGGCGACGCGGCCGCCCACGCCGCUCCCACCAAUGACUUGAACGGCGUGAGGGCGUACGGGGCGGUGGACGUGGAGGGACUCUACACCUUGGGUACGGUGGUGGUGGACUACAGAGGCUACCGUGUCACGGCCCAGUCCAUCAUUCCAGGCAUCCUGGAGCGCGAGCAGGAGCAGAGCGUCAUUUAUGGCUCCAUUGACUUUGGAAAGACGGUCGUGUCUCACGGCAAAUAUCUGGAGCUCCUGGAGAAGACCAGCAGGCCGCUCAAAGUCCAGAGGCACAAUGUACUCAACGAGAAGAACGAUGCGGUGGAGCUGUGCUCAUCCGUCGAAUGUAAGGGCAUCAUUGGAAAUGAUGGCCGUCACUAUAUUUUGGACCUUCUUCGCACCUUCCCACCUGACCUCAACUUCCUUCCUGUGGAGGGAGAGGAGUUACCUCCCGAGUGUCAGCGCCAGGGCUUCCCUCGCCAGCACCGCCACCGCUUGGCCUGCCUUCGCCAGGAACUCAUCGAGGCCUUUGUCGAGCACAGAUAUCUCCUCUUCAUGAAAAUGGCCGCCCUGCAACUCAUGCAACAGAAAGCCAACAAGAACGAAAUGCCCGCCAUCACUCAGACCUCAGAAACGGAGACAAACGCUGAUACAAAACAGACUGCUCCCUCAGAUUCUAGUAGUGCACAGGUCUCGACAGACUCCUCGGUCCAAACGGACAGCAACCCGGGUGUGACUGAAAGGGACGAAAAGCCCUCCAACGCUGCCACCAACGGGCCCCUGGAGCCCACGGCCACACAGAAUGGAGAGUGCAAGAGCCCCCUGGAGGGUAAGGAGCUUGAGGAAAGUAUUCCAGGAUUAGCCCAGGCCAAAGAGCUGGCGGAGACCUUAGUUUCUGAAGAUGGAGCCGGUAUUGACCCUAAAAGCCGCGAGGUCGUCCUUAAUGCCUGCAAGGCGGUCGGCUCCAUCAGCAAUACAUCUUUUGACAUCCGAUUCAACCCUGACAUCUUUUCUCCAGGAGUACGUUUCCCAGACGACAGUGCAGAUGACAUCCAGAAGCAAAAGCAGCUCCUCAAAGAUUCCGCUGCCUUUCUCGUUUCCUGCCAGAUUCCAUCACUGGUCAAAGACUGUUUGGACCACAGUGCUCUGCCCAUGGAUGGAGCCACUCUGACAGAGGCCUUGCAUCAGCGAGGCAUCAACAUUCGCUAUUUGGGCAACGUCCUGGAGUUUGUGGAUAAGACUCCCGCCAAAGCCCAAUUGGAACACUUCUAUAGAAUAGGAAUCAUUGAGCUUAUCACCAGAUGUGCAAAACAUAUCUUCAAGACAUACCUCCAGGGAGUGGAGCUAUCCGCUCUCUCUGCUGCCGUAAGCCAUUUCCUAAACUGUUUCCUGAGCUCCUUUCCGGACGCCGUCGCUCACUUACCGCCUGAUGAGCUUGUGUCACGCCGCAAAAACCGCAAGCGGCGCAAUAGAGUGCCCGGAAGCGGAGACAACACGGCAUGGGCCAGCCUGACACCCAGCGAGUUGUGGAAGAACAUUGCCUCUGAGGCUCAGAGUUACUAUCACUUCACCAUCCAAUGUGACAGUGUGGACCAAGUGAUAGAGAAAUAUGGCCUUCAGAAAAUCACUCUGCUCAGAGAAAUUUCAGUCAAAGCAGGCAUCCAAAUUCUGAUAAAGGAGUACAACUUUGACAGCCGCCAUAAACCUACCUUCACAGAGGAGGACAUCCUUAAUAUUUUCCCUGUUGUAAAGCACGUCAACCCAAAAGCCUCUGAUGCCUUCCAUUUCUUCCAGAGCGGCCAGGCGAAGGUGCAGCAAGGAUUUUUGAAGGAGGGAUGCGAGCUGAUCAACGAGGCUCUCAACCUCUUCAACAAUGUGUACGGAGCCAUGCACGUGGAGAUUUGUGCCUGCCUGCGCCUCUUGGCUCGCCUUAACUACAUCAUGGGGGACCACGCUGAGGCACUCAGCAACCAGCAAAAGGCUGUUCUGAUGAGUGAAAGAGUUCUCGGCAUCGAGCACCCCAACACAAUUCAAGAAUAUAUGCAUUUGGCUUUGUACUGCUUUGCCAACGGUCAGCUGUCCACUGCCCUCAAGCUGCUUUACAGAGCUCGUUACCUCAUGUUACUGGUGUGUGGCGAGGACCACCCGGAAAUGGCGCUGCUAGAUAGUAACAUCGGUCUGGUACUACACGGAGUGAUGGAGUAUGAUUUAGCUCUACGGUUCCUGGAGAACGCGUUGGCCCUCAACUCAAAGUACCAUGGAGCCAGAUCACUCAAAGUGGCCCUCAGCCACCAUCUUGUCGCCAGAGUUUACGAAAGCAAGGCGGAGUUCCGUUCUGCACUUCAACAUGAAAAAGAGGGCUAUACUAUUUACAAGAAUCAGAUGGGCGAGGCACAUGAGAAAACCAAAGAGAGUUCAGAGUACCUAAAGUACCUUACCCAGCAAGCUGUGGCUCUACAGAGAACAAUGAAUGAGAUCUACAAGAACGGUUCCAGUGCCAGCAUCAUGCCGCUCAAGUUCACCGCUCCCAGCAUGGCCAACAUCCUGGAACAGCUCAACAUCAUCAAUGGCAUUAUAUUUAUACCGCUCAGCCAAAAAGAUCUGGAGAACCUGAAGGCGGAAGUGCAGCGACGACAGAAUCUGCAAGAGCCCGAGAAGAGUGAGCAGCCCACUGAGGACAGCACGCUGGAACUAGAGGACAAAAUCCCUGUUGAUUAAUGUCUAAAAAAAAAAAAAAGCUCUCAACUCACAGCUACUUUUUUCAGUUGCGAAGGGUGGCAGCCGUAUUGCAACGGCCUUGUCGUUAAACCCGUCAACCUGGGAACUGAGCACACUUAUAUCAGCAUUGAAAUAAGAGGGGGGGGGGAGAGAAACAGGAAUUCCAGAGAACACACACUAUGAACUGUAGGACAGAGGACAACUGAGCAGGAAUUCCUACAAGGUAGGAAGACAGGGAAAGGGGUAAAGUUACAAAGAUUGGAUCAUGAAACAUGCACAGGGAGGAGCAGAAGGACUAGAGACCAAGGAUGUCAUUCUAAACCAGAGCCUUAUCCACUGUAUUUCAAGGCCUAGUUACUCCACACCCCCCACGCUUCCUACCCCCACCACCACCACCAUCACACAGCACUGUUAGCCCAGGACCACGUCUGGCUUCCCUCUAGGAAGCCUUGAAGAGCCAAGGGCAUGAAGCCUACCUACAACUCAAGGCGACUUUGUACUGUGCACUCAAAAUCACAUCACAUGACAUGUCAAAUUUCCGAGUGUUUCAAGUGGGCCUUCUUAGAAUGUACUUCCCAGCCAACAUACACACCCCUACCAGUCAUUCCUAAUCGUUCUUUAAAUUCAGUCACUUGCGCUGACGCCCUCCUCGUUAGGUGCCUGCCGAGUCCUACAAGCAAACAGCAAAAACAAUGCAGCGCUUGUUCUAUUUCUUUUUCUUUCUUUUUCUAUCAGCAAUUCAAAUAUAACCAGGAAAGUUAAGAAGGUAUUUUAGACCUGUUAAGUUAAGCCCUGUCUGUUUUAUAGCAAAAUGUAUAGAAUGGAGGGAAAAAAACUAUUUAUACAUCUAUCAGAAUCAUUAUUCCACGGAAUAGAUCAUAAACCGUCCUCUGCUAUAUCCUAGCUGUGUGCAAUCUUCUAUUUUUACUAUUUUUUUUUUUUGGAAAAAAGACAAUGUGCAUGUAUGUUUCUACGUGUGAUAGUGUGAGUCUUUGUGUAAUCCAACAGGACUGAUAAAAAAAAGAGGCGCAACUUGAACAUCGGUUUUCCAAAUGUUUUAUUUUUCUAUGCACACUUAACAAUUUGGAUGCCAGACGCCUCUCCGUGGCCGUGGAGUUGUUGGAAAUCUGUUGGCACCAAAAUGAACCUUUCUUUCCUUGCUAAUGGAAAAAAAAGCUGUUCAACAUGGGCUGGAGUGACUGAUUAAUUUUCUGUCUUGUACUAUUUCUUGUCACCUUACCCACAAUGCAGUUUGUAGUGCACUUUCUGUGCUGUUUUGAAUGUCAUUAGCACACCUGCAGCCUAAAGUGGAUAAGAAAAGUAAGGUUGUACCAAAAAAUAGAAAGAAAAGACAAGUUGGUUUGCGCUUGUAUACGUGCAAUGUGUAACUUCAUAGUUGCCGUGUAUAAAUGUUUGUGAUUAAAGCAAUAUAGAGACGGUGCUGGAAAUGAUUAUUAGAAAUACAAAAUGGCAUUAUGACUAAACUUUUUCAUUAUCUGCUCACACAAUAAGGAAAGCAUUCACAAUCAACAACAUAGUGUACCUUUUGAUGCCCACAGGCAGGGACAGAGUGGUGACAAAUGAACAUAUUCUACUUUAUAAAGGUGAUUUAUGCAAUUAUGCUUAUAUUACCUUGCUGUUUUCUGUAUACACGCCAGUCAAUAUUUGCAUUUGAAAAUAGGAACAUUUCUCCCACUGGGGAAAAACUGGUGGGCAGGUGCAGUAUGUAAUAAUUAACCCACGCCCAUGAUCAAUAAUGUCCACUAGGGGGCAAGCUAACCCUCCUCCCCAGUAGACAACAGAGCAAGACUUUAAUAAAUUGACUUUGUCUUGCAGAAGGUUUUUAACUGUGUGCUUUUUGAUGGUGUGUGGCAAUUGUGUCGUUACUGUUUUGUUUUGUUUUCGUCUGUCUGCUUUUAUAUAUAUAAUGCUGUAUUACGAACAAGUUUGGGGGAAGAAAUAUUGAUCUUUAGCUGUGAACUACAAUGAUUACUGUUGUAUCUGUAAAAAAAAUAACAAGAAUUAAAGCAGUGAAGUCAAGGUGAUUGAGGAAAUAAGUUGAAGAUGAGUCAUUUUGAUAAUGGAUCAAUAUUUCUCUGAAAUGGGAGCUACUCUGGGUCCAAACGAAUAAAGUAGUAC